Dimorphilus gyrociliatus is the source of this 1810-nucleotide messenger RNA. NCBI's taxonomy places the organism in Eukaryota, Metazoa, Annelida, Polychaeta, Dinophilidae. The record is from the annotation of a GenBank genome assembly.
UAAAACUUUUUAUUCUACAGCACAAGAUGCAAUUAAAAUUAGUCGCUAUUUUUCUUGCCGCCUCCCUGCAGCUUGCUCUCUCCAUCACAGACGAUGAAAAGGACGACAUUCGACGUUUUAUUAGGCACACCAUAAACUGUAACAAUGUGCCCGGUUUUACUGUAACCGUUGUUGACAACAAUAAAAUUGAGAUGACGGAAGCCUUUGGAAGUCUCGACAUUGAAUCGGAUGAUGCAUUGGCCGAUGCUCAUAGCAGCUUCAGUAUAGGGUCUUUAUCGAAAGCUUUUACUGCGGCUUUAAUGACCAAAGUAUUGGAAAAGUCUAAUUUCAAUAUGGAUUCUUUGCUGAAGGAUAUUGUUCCAGAGUUGAAUUUGGGAAACGAUAUAAAUACGAAUCAAGCAACCAUUAGAGAUUUACUUUCGCAUAAACUGGGCUAUCUGGGCUAUGGAUUCACUUGGGCAAUUGGUUUAGAUCCAGUUCAUAGCCGGCAAGAGUAUUGUGGCCGCUUAAAUCAUAUUAAAUCGAUUGGGUUUAGAUGGCGUUAUAGAUAUAGUAAUUUCAUGCUAACUUUAGCUGGUUGUAUAAUUGAAAGAAUUAGCGGUAAAACUUAUGAGGAAGUUUUCAAAACUGAAUUAGCUGAUCCUCUCGAAAUGAGAGAUACUGAUUUAAUAAGCAAUAUCAAUAAUUGGGAUUGGAAAAAGUUUGCAUCUCCACACUCUUAUGAUGAUAUUGAUUCUCGGCUUAAGAGAAUCGAUAGGAUAAAUAUAGAAAGUGUUUUAGGUGGAGAAUCUUCUGGUGGUAUCUUCAGUUCGGCUACCGAUAUGGCUAACUGGAUUUUAGUUAAUUUAAAUGAAGGAAAAUUUAAAAAUAAAACAAUAUUCAAUAGAGACGCUCUAUUAGACAUUCAUUCACCGCAAUUCGCAAGCAAUUUUGAUCCAAACAGCGUUCGUCGUCCAUACUUUCCUGUAGAGAACUCGCAAACAACCUACGGAUUGGGUUGGAGUAUAGGAACUUACGGAGGAUAUAGAGCUUCCAUGCACGGUGGAUCAAUUAAUGGGUUUAAUUCUCUUAUUUACUUGUAUCCAGAUAUUAAAUCUGGUGUUUUUGUUGGUGGAAAUACGUAUGCGUCAAGUAAUACCAUGGUAGCUGUAACGUAUUACAUCAGUGACAUUUUACAAGGAAGGAAACCGUUUAUUAAUGAUACAACAGCCUGCACGUAUCCCGAACCUUGGAUCAAUAACAUCCCGAAAUCGGCCCUGCCUGAAAAGGAAAAGAGUCGUUUCGAUAUCCCACCGCUCUCUUUCACAAAUCACGUUAAAAUGAAUGCGGAAAAGUACACUGGAGAGUACGGACAUCCACUUUUCGCCAAUACUACUGUCUGGUAUGACGAAUCAGAGGAGUCGUUAAAGGCAAAAUCGGGUCAUAUAGGAUACGCUAAACUACUACCAACUAUUGACGAACAAAUAUUCGUGGCUAAAUUAAUAGGACCAAUAGAAUUUAUAGUACGCAAGGGAAAUAAUCCGAAUAUGACCUUUCCUCUGGUUUUCCAAUCCGAUUCGGGAGGAAAAUAUCAAAAAUUAUGGAACGUUCUUUGGGAAACACAGGAUCCUGUAAUAUUUGAAAGAGGCUUAUUAUGGAAUAACUAAAUAAAUCAAAUAUUAUGAAGAAAAUAAACAAAUAAACAAUUCCAUCAGAAAAUAACAAACAGAGUUGCACUUGGUGUUUUUUCCGUUUUUUAUAUUACGAAAUGGCAAAACAUUUGACAAUAAUUUUUUAUUAAUCAAUAAAAAUCAAUUUAAAUAAAUAACUA